Messenger RNA from Anthonomus grandis grandis, 8854 nucleotides. RefSeq names its product amyloid-beta-like protein. Bases 124 to 2454 code for a protein of 776 amino acids. Gene Ontology annotation, cellular component: membrane; neuron projection; neuronal cell body. Gene Ontology annotation, biological process: central nervous system development; axonogenesis. Gene Ontology annotation, molecular function: transition metal ion binding; heparin binding. The transcript has 12 exons. The record is from RefSeq and is a predicted model, not a curated record. Lineage: Eukaryota; Metazoa; Arthropoda; Insecta; Coleoptera; Curculionidae.
UAGUUGCGUUUCCACCCAAGAGAGUUCGGUCGGUGCGGCGUGUGUGUGUAUAUUGAAUAGAGUGAACCAAUAAAAGACCAAACAUAAUAAAAAAAGAACUUUGAAGAGAGAAAUAAUCAAAAAAUGUUGCCUUCCGCGACAUUUUUCUGUGUUACCGUCGUGAUCGUGGGGAUUUUAGGCGAGAUUAAGGGGCUGGAUCCGAACUUGGGGUCCGCGGGGGCAGUUUCGCACUUCGAGCCCCAGGUCGCCAUUUUAUGCGACGCGGGGCCCCGGGGACAAGAAGCCUAUCAGCCCAAGUACAUGACCGAGCAGGGGGAGUGGGCCUCCGACUUAAGGUCAAAGGCCGCCUGUCUCAAGGACAAAAUGGAUAUUCUUAAUUACUGCAAAAUGGUAUAUCCUAAAAGGGACAUAACCAACAUUGUAGAGAGUAGUCACUACCUGAAAAUCGGUUCCUGGUGUAGAGCCGGUGCCACUCCGGGUUCUCAAAGUCGCGGCAAAUGUAAAACUGCCAGAUGGGUUAAACCUUUCAGGUGUUUAGAGGGUCCAUUCCAGUCCGACGCCUUGCUGGUACCAGAGAACUGCAUGUUCGACCACAUCCAUAACCAGAGCAACUGUUGGACCUUCGGUCGGUGGAAUUCUACCGCCGGUACCGCUUGCCAAGAAAAAGGACUCCAGUUGAGGUCGUUCGCUAUGCUGCUUCCAUGCGGAAUUUCCCUGUUUAGCGGAGUGGAGUUCGUUUGCUGUCCGAAACACUUUAAAGAAAACGUAAAACCAAAGAAACCCAUUGACUUGUCGAUCCUCAAAAAAGAGCAAGACAUCUUCUCAGAUCCUUUGGACGAUACCGACGACGAUUCAGACGAAGAUGACGACAAUGACGAUCUGGACGACUUGGUAGAUGACACCGAACUAUCCGAAGAUCCCACUAUUGAUGACGACGAUGUUGAUGACGAAGAUGACGACGAUUAUGAUGAAACCGAUUGGGAUACUACCUCGCAAAGCACCACCAGCAGCUCCAAGUAUACCCCGUCGGUUAGUUCAACCACUACUACCACAUCAACCACCACCACUACAACCGAGAAACCUACAACUGAAUCCACUCCCGACCCUUACUUUACGCACUUUGACCCUAGAAACGAACAUCAGAGUUAUAAAGAAGCGCAAGAACGUUUAGAAGAGACACACAGAGAGAAAGUUACGAGGGUAAUGAAAGACUGGUCGGAUCUGGAGGAACGUUAUCAGGACAUGCGGUCGACAGAUCCACGAAGUGCGGACGAGUUUAAGCAAAGGAUGACUCAGAGGUUCCAGCAAACCGUGCAGGCUUUAGAGGAGGAGGGAGAUGCCGAGAAACACCAAUUGGCCGCCAUGCAUCAGCAAAGAGUUCUAGCUCACAUUAAUCAGAGGAAAAAGGAGGCCAUGACUUGCUACACUCAGGCUUUAAAUGAUAAUCCACCGAACACCCACAGGGUACAGAAAUGUCUACAAAAACUGCUGAGAUCGUUACACAAGGACCGCGCCCACGCCAUUUCCCACUAUCGCCAUCUGUUGGCGAGUAGCAUCGAGGCGGCGGCUCGCGAGCAACCGCGAGUACUGGAACGACUCACCGAUAUCGAUCGGACCGUCAAUCAGAGCAUGCAAAUGCUCAAGAGGUAUCCAGAGUUGGCCUCGAGAAUCGGACAGUUAAUGGACGAUUAUAUUCAAGCGUUAAGAUCAAAGGAUGAAACGCCUGGUUCACUUCUAGCUAUGACCUCCGACGCAGAGCAAGCGAUUUUGGACAAAUACAAAGCGGAAAUCACCAAUAAACAAGCAGAAAGAGAAAGACAACGGUUACAAGAGAAAGAGCGAAAGGAGCAAAGGAAAAAGGAGCGAACGGAACUGAAGGAGGAAAAGAAGAGAGUGGAGGCGGCUUUGGGCAAAACCAUUAGUAACAUGGACGAGGACGAUAUGGAGGAAGACAUUGCGGCGGUUGAUGAUAAACCAUCAACUCCGGUAUUCGUGGUAUCGACGGUCGAGAGUACCUCCGCCGAGAUCGCGAGUAGCUACGCCCCGACUCCGACCGUCGGCGGUCACAAGGAGGUGGACGAUGUGGCGGUUCAGGAGGCGGUCGAGGAGGUGGCGAAGGCGGCCGCCUCUCACCGGCAGGACGUCAUCCGGGUGGCGCAUAUAAUGUCGCACGACUUGAGUCACGGAGAACCGUCAUUCUCUGUUCGACGAGAGAUCUACGGCCAUAAGGAUGGCAGAAGUGUCUACAUCACGAUCGCAUUCGCCGGAAUGGCCUUAAUGGCCGCGAUCGUGGUGGGAGUUGCGGUGGCCAAACGCGGAUCUACUCGGUCUCCACAAAGUCAAGGAUUUGUCGAAGUAGACCAAGCAGCGACCCCCGAAGAAAGACACGUGGCAAACAUGCAAAUUAACGGUUACGAAAACCCCACCUACAAAUACUUUGAGGUGAAGGAGUAGGUAACUUCUUAAACUGUAUAAAUAACGGAAUUAUAUAACACUGUUAUUUCCUUUAUUAAUUAAUUAAUUAAUUAGCAAACCUUCUUGUGUUCGUUUCGGUUCGUUGUAUAUUUAUUUCCGAUAUAAUGACGCUUUAGGAGCAAUAUUCUAUUGAUCUGUGGUUUUUUUUUGUAUAUUAAGUUGUUAAGUUUGAUAUUAGUUUUCAAGGGUUGGAUUAUUCAACCCAUUUAAGUAAUUGACAAACCGUGGUACAUUCAAUCAUUCCAAGUUUUUCUUUUUUUAUAUAUAUAUUUAUAUUAUUUUACUUAAGUAGUAGGUUUGUACUUAAUAAUAAUACUCUUAACGCAACUUGAUAAUAAUAAUUCUUACAUAUGCAAAACAAAAGUAUAUAUAAAAUAUUUUGGAGUUUUAAAAGGAAAACUUUAAAUAUAUUAUGAUUAGUCAUGAUUUUUUGCAUAUGACAGUCCACAUUUUUAACAAACAAAAUGAAUAAAAAAAAAACAAAUUACGUAACCCGUAGCGGAGAGGGAGGGUCAAACUAAAUGAUGCAAAAAAUUCUGAUUGACCUUCCUCCUUUGCUCUCCCUUUUAGUUGUAUUGUAAUUAUACACUCAGUUGGAAGUAAUUAUUUAUUUAUGCAAGGUGGGUCAAAAGUAAGUGAUGUAAACCUUUAAGGAGUAUAAAAAAUGUAGGAAGUGGUUUGUUUUCUUAAAGGAUGUUAGAUCAAUGUUUAUACUUGUCAGACUAUUUAUUUACAAGCAAUAGAUCUUUUUUUAAGUUUUCGUUGGAUUUCCAGGCAUUUGAAAUAAUAAUUCAUGGUCUACAGGCAUUUUAUGUCUUCCUUUUUGGUUUUUCGUUGAUUUAAUCACGUUUUCGGCAUAAUUUCCUAAAUAUUCAAAACUAUUGAUUUAAUGUCUAAUGAAUUCCAAAUAAUUAAAGAAGUUCUUCAUAUUUUCGAGGCUUUCGGAGUAUUUUUUAAUAUAUUCCAGGCAUUUGAACAAAUAUUUUUUAGUUUUCAGGCAUUUUUUUAAUUAGUUUGGUUUAAUAACAUUUUCUACGUUUUUGGAAUAGUUCCUGAAAUAAUAUUCCAGACAUUUGAUGCAUAGUGAAUUCAUCAAUCAAAGGAUUAAGUUUUUCAUAUUUUCCAGAUCCUGCAUGUCAUUUUUCAUGUUUUUAGGGGGUUUCUAGAUGUUAUUUUAUACAUUCAAGUAUUCCAGUUAUUUUAAAAAAUAUUUCACUUUUUUGGAAUAAUUUCUUAAAUAUUUCCGACAUUCGAUUUAAUUUUUAAUGUAUUCCAGGCUUUUGAAGAAGUUUUUCAGACAUUUGGAAUAAUUAUUCAUCUAUUACAGGCAACCGUGUUACAACACUUGUUCUAUUCAAGUUAUUUAGGAUAUUGUUUCUUAUUUUAUAGCCUCACGAAGACAUCAAAAAUCGCAUUGGGUGCAUGAAAUUAUUUUAAUAGAAAAAAAACUUUAUAGCAAUAAAAUGCAAAAUUACUGCAAGUUUCAAGAAGAAAUGUAUCGACAUCCCAUUAGACAUCAACAUAUAAUUUAAACCACUUAAAUAAUUUGUAUAAAUUUAAAAUACUUUCCAUCCAUCCUUUAAAAAACACUGACAACUUACUUUUGUAUCACCACCCCCGUGUCGGAUCAAAAUAAAAUUAUUCGUGUAUGAUUACAAUAACAAGUUAGCAGCUAGACUUGUAUGGUACCCUCCAUAUUAUACUUAAUAUUAACAUUAAAAAAUUAGAUCGUAACGUGCAAUAUGUUACCCGACAGCUUUUGUACAAAGUCUUAUUUUGUUACAAGUUUAAUCCGGUUUUUUCUAGUGGAUUAAUAAUCGGUGAAUAUCGUCUUUAUUCUAUGAGAGAAAAUCCAAUCUGGUUCAAUAUUGACUUCUCUUUUUAGUAUAAUUAAUCUGAGACAAGGUGUUUCGGUAACUGUGUUAAUAAAUUCCGUUUAUUAAUCAUUACAGGCUCUCAAAGAUGAUGGUGAAAAGUUUUUCAAUUUUUUUUGGACCCAGUGCAAACAUUUUCAUAAUUUUGUUAAAAAUGGUCCAAAUUUGUUGAAAGUUGCUUUAAUUGGUUUGGAAAACUUCGGUUUUUAUUUAUAAAAAAUAUUGCAAGUCAAUAUUUUUAAUAAGGAAUUUGUUACAGGCUGUCAAAGAUCAUCGUGGACAUUUUUCCAAUUUUUUUCAGGCCCAGUACAAAAAUCUUCAUAACUUUGGUAAAAAUGGUCCAAAUUUGUUGAAAGUUACUUUAAUUGGUUUGGAAGACUUCAGUUUUUAUUUUUUUUAAUAUUCCAAGUCAAUAUUCUCAACAGGGAACUUGUUACAGGCUGUCAAAGAUCAUCGUGAACAUUUUUCCAAUUUUUUUUGGACCCAGUACAAAAAUUUUCAUAACUUUGUUAAAAAUGGUCCAAAUUUGUUGGAAGUUACUUUAAUUGGUUUGGAAAACUUCAGUUUUUAUUUAAAAAAAUAUUGCAAGUCAAUAUUCUUUAUAGGGAAUUUGUUACAGGCUGUCAAAGAUCAUCGUGGACAUUUUUCCAAUUUUUUUGGACCCAGUACAAAAAUCUUCAUAACUUUGGUAAAAAUGGUCCAAAUUUAUUGAAAGUUGCUUUAAUUAGUUAGGAAAACUUCAAUUUCUAUUUAAAAAAAUAUUACAAGACAAUAUUCUCAACAGGGAAUUUUUUACAGGCUGUCAAAGAUGAUGGUGAAAAUUUUUCCAAUUUUUUUGGACCCACUACAAAAUUCUUCAUAACUUUGUUAAAAAUGGUCCAAAUUUGUUGAAAGUUGCUUUAAUUUGUUAAGAAAACUCGAAUUUGCAUAAAAAAAAUUAUUCCAAGCGAAUUUUCUUAAUACGGAAUUUUUUACAGGCUGUCAAAGAUCAUCGUGGAAAUUUUUCCAAUUUUUUUUGACUCAGUACAAAAAUCUUCAUAACUUUAUUAAAAAUGGUCCAAAUUUGUUGAAAGUUGCUUUAAUUAGUUAGGAAAACUUCAAUUUGCAUUAAAAAAUAUAUUACAAAUGAAUAUUCUUAACAGGGAAUUUGUUACAGGCUGUCAAAGAUCAUCGUGAAAAUUUUUUCAAUGUUUUUGGACCCAGUACAAAAAUCUUCAUAAUUUUCUUAAAAAUGGUCCAAAUUUGUUGAAAGUUGCUUUAAUUUGUUUAGAAAACUGAAAUUUGCAUAAAAAAAAAUAUUCCAAGCGAAUUUUCUUAAUAGGGAAUUUUUUACAGGCUGUCAAAGGUCAUCGUGAAAAAUUUUCCAAUUUUUUUUGGACCCAGUACAAAAAUCUUCAUAAUUUUGUUAAAAAUGGUCCAAAUUUGUUGAAAGUUGCCUCAAUUUGUUUGGAAAACUUCAAUUUGCAUAAAAAAAAUUAUUCUAAGCGAAUAUUCUUAAUAGGGAAUUUGUUACAGGCUGUCAAAGAUUAACGUGGAAUUUUUUCCAAUUUUUUUUGACUCAGUACAAAAAUCUUCAUAACUUUAUUAAAAAUGGUCCAAAUUUGUUGAAAGUUGCUUUAAUUAGUUAGGAAAACUUCAGUUUGCAUUAAAAAAUAUAUUACAAGUGAAUAUUCUUAACAGGGAAUUUGUUACAGGCUGUCAAAGAUCAUCGUGAAAAUUUUUCCAAUUUUUUUGGACCCACUACAAAAAUCUUCAUAAUUUUCUUUAAAAUGGUCCAAAUUUGUUGAAAGUUGCUCUAAUUUGUUUGGAAAACUUCAAUUUGCAUAAAAAAAAUUAUUCCAAGUGCAUAUUCUUAAUAGGGAAUUUGUUAUAGGCUGUCAAAGGUCAUCGUGAAAAAUUUUCCAAUUUUUUUGGACCCAGUACAAAAAUCUUCAUAACUUUGUUAAAAAUGGUCCAAAUUUGUUGAAAGUUGCUUUAAUUUGUUUAGAAAACUGAAAUUUGCAUAAAAAAAAAUAUUCCAAGCGAAUUUUCUUAAUAGGGAAUUUUUUACAGGCUGUCAAAGGUCAUCGUGAAAAAUUUUCCAAUUUUUUUUGGACCCAGUACAAAAAUCUUCAUAAUUUUGUUAAAAAUGGUCCAAAUUUGUUGAAAGUUGCCUCAAUUUGUUUGGAAAACUUCAAUUUGCAUAAAAAAAAUUAUUCCAAGUGAAUAUUCUUAAUAGGGAAUUUGUUACAGGCUGUCAAAGAUCAACGUGGAAUUUUUUCCAAUUUUUUUUGACUCAGUACAAAAAUCUUCAUAACUUUAUUAAAAAUGGUCCAAAUUUGUUGAAAGUUGCUUUAAUUAGUUAGGAAAACUUCAAUUUUCAUUAAAAAAUAUAUUACAAGUGAAUAUUUUUAACAGGGAAUUUGUUACAGGCUGUCAAAGAUCAUCGUGAAAUAUUUUCCAAUUUUUUUGGACCCAGUACAAAAAUCUUCAUAACUUUGUUAAAAAUGGUCCAAAUUUGUUGAAAGUUGCUUUAAUUUGUUUGGAAAACUUCAAUUUGCAUUAAAAAAUUAUUCCAAGUGAAUAUUCUCAACAGGGACUUUUUUACAGGCUGUCAAAGAUGAUGGUCAAAAUUUUUCCAAUUUUUUUGGACCCACUACAAAAAUCUUCAUAAUUUUCUUAAAAAUGGUCCAAAUUUGUUGAAAGUUACCUUAAUCUGUCUGGAAAACUUCAGUUCCUAUUUAAAAAGACAUUCCAAGUCAAUAUUCUUAAUAGGAAAAUUGUCACAGCCUGUCAAAUAUGAUGGUAAAAAUUUUCCCAAUUUCUUGGGCAUCCGGUACAAAAACCCUCAUAAUUCCCCAUCACUCACUAUUAGGAAAAACGCAAAACGUUAAAUUCUUUAAAGUAAGUUAAACAAAAAAUCGGAAAUUGUACUUUAUUUAUCUUACAUCUAGGGGAAUAUAAGUAAUUCAGACUCUACUAUUAUGAUAACAGUAUAACUAUGAUUUCAUUUGAUGAUUAUUUAGUAGUAGGUCGAAACACGCAUUACGGUUUUUUUCACGGGUAGCAAUAAAUUGGCUUAAGUCUGAUAAUUUCUCUAACGCAUAAAGCAAGGGAGUUUAACCUAAUAAAAUGGACAGUUUUAAUGCCUUCCUGAGGACGGUAAUAUGGUUUAGCCGAAACGUGCGUCUCGUGGCAGUAGAAAAUGAUGUGUUUGAAUAUAUUUUCAAGGCACUUUUUAGGUUCUCAAGACCUUUGAAGAAGUGUUUCGUUAUCUGCAGGAUUAUGAGGUACAUUUGAUGUAUUCCAGGAAUUUAAUUAACAAAUUUCAUUACUUUAUAUUUUCCAAGCUUUUGGAAUUCGUUUAGGCCCCUUAAGGUAAUUGUUUGUAUAUCCCAUGUAUGUAAAGACAUUUUUUUUACCUUUCAAUGGCAUCAGAUAAACUAGAUAAAAUUCAUCAUCACUAGGCAUUAUGUGUUAACUAAUAGUGCGACAGCUGUCACCCAAGAUAAGAGAAAAAAAAGAGGGAUCCUUGGACUACUAAUACUGAAAUUAUGUCAUCUCGAAGAACAAAUAAUAAACGUCUGUUCCGAUCAUCAUUUAGUGUCUGACGUUGGUAUUGUAGGGUCUUGAAACAAGUGACAUUUUACCUUUGGAAUCUCGCUGAAGGGGACGAUAUUCACACGUUAUACCACCAGAGUUUUUAAGGUGUGAAGCAUUUUUUGUAUAACACACUUUAUCAAUUUUAUACUGGGUGUCUUUAACUUGCUAUAAUAACUCAGAACGUGUAGUGACUCUAUUAUUAUUAUUAUUUAUGUCGGUGUAUUGAUUAUUGAAGACACCUUGCAUAGAAUUAUAUACAGGGGAUCCCAUUGUGGUAAGAAAACAAUUCUUUGGUUUGCUUGGCUCACGGGACACCCCAGUAUGCAGUCAAUAAUAACGUUUUACGCUUCUCAAGCUCGAAUGAUUCAAGAUGGAAAAAAGCUUGUACGUAAGCACUCGUUUCCUUUCGAAUUUUAUACUUUGUAAAUAAAUACUGUGACAUUGAUUUAUUUUCUUUUCUUUUUAAAUAGAGGAAUUUCGUUUGCUCUAAAAUAAUUGCGACUUUCUGUACUGUAAUGCUUUCUAGGGAGCUAAUUUCGUGAAGAAAAAAAAAGAAGACUUUUCGGUAAUAAUCUCAUAUCAAAAUUUUUGAAAGUCAAUCAGUAUUUUACAUGCUUAAACUAAUAAGGUAGCUUAAAUGUGUACAGAAAGGAAAUCUUAAAUUUCCAUUAAGGUUAUAUAAUGAUUAAAAUUCCCUUUAGAUUAAAAUGGAAAGUGCAAAGCAUAACCUUGAAUAAGAUAUAGCGUUUAUGUGCUGAUGAUAAACCUUUUCGUACUAAAAAAAUAAUGAUACUUUAAUUAACCUUUUCCUUCGAUUCUGUGAAAACAUAUUUUGUUAGAUUAGUUUAGUAGAUAACAUUAAUGUUUUGUGGCCAUGUAAUUUUAAAUUUAAUGUAAUAAAUAAAUAAAUAAAUUAUUAAACG